AUGGUCCGCCUUCUCACCAUCGUUACCGUGCUCUUCGCUAGUGUAAGCAGCGUUGCUGCUUCGUACUGCCAGUGCCUUUACACAGACGGCAGCCACUGCUGCGUUAUUGACAACAUAGUCAAUGACUGCACGAGGAUGUGCAACAAGGCAUCCAAGGACUCUACCACUGCCAACCAAUGCAACGCCGGCGGGAAAUUCUCCAAUGUCAGCUCGUGGAACGCCAAUUUCCGCAAGAAGUGUGGACAACCCUACAUCUACUAG
Messenger RNA from Alternaria arborescens, 261 nucleotides. RefSeq lists its product as hypothetical. Lineage: Eukaryota; Fungi; Ascomycota; Dothideomycetes; Pleosporales; Pleosporaceae. The record is from RefSeq and is a predicted model, not a curated record. The transcript has 2 exons. The coding region runs from base 1 to 261 and encodes 86 amino acids.